Molecule: messenger RNA, 1765 nt
Organism: Salvia miltiorrhiza (redroot sage)
Lineage: Eukaryota; Viridiplantae; Streptophyta; Magnoliopsida; Lamiales; Lamiaceae
Product: protein ASPARTIC PROTEASE IN GUARD CELL 2
Exons: 1
Coding region: 157-1581 (474 amino acids)
Biological process (GO): proteolysis
Molecular function (GO): aspartic-type endopeptidase activity
Source: RefSeq, a predicted model, not a curated record
AAAAUAAAGGGGACAGAAAACCCCAUGACUCAAUUAUUUCUCUGCUUCUUCAAAACCCCACCACCACUUCAUAUCCCUAAACCCAAAGCACAUAAAUCUCACCUCCAUUCUCUCUCUAAGUAAACAAACCACCACAUCAAUUUUCACACUGCCACAAUGCCAACACUCUUCAUUCUUCUCCUCCUCCUCCUCUCCCCGCCGCCACCCGCCUUCUCGGCCACCAUCACCACCACCUCCGCCGGCCAUGCAAUCCCAUUCCCCCACUACGAGCACCUCAACAUCAAACAAUCCAUCGCCGCCGCCACCAAGCUCCGCCCCUCCUCCGCCUUCCCCGACACCAAAACCGCCGUCAAAAACGACACCGGCGUGAAACUCCACCUCCUCCACCGCGACAAGCUGCCCUUCUCCUGGCAGAAGGAGCACCGCCGCCGCUUCGAAGCCCGCAUGAAGCGCGACGCCCGGCGUGUGGCCAGCCUGCUCCGCCGCACCUCCGGCGCCUACGAGGUGGCCGACUUCGGCGCGGAGGUGGUCUCCGGCAUGGACCAAGGCAGCGGCGAGUACUUCGUGAGGAUCGGCGUGGGAAGCCCGGCCCGGAGCCAGUACAUGGUGAUCGACUCCGGCAGCGACAUCGUCUGGGUUCAAUGCCAGCCAUGCACCCAAUGCUACCACCAAUCCGACCCGGUCUUCGACCCGGCCGACUCCGCCUCCUUCUCGGGCGUCUCAUGCAGCUCCUCCGUCUGCGAUCGGGUCGAGAAUUCGGGCUGCCAUGCGGGUCGGUGCAAGUACGAGGUUUCGUACGGAGACGGGUCGUAUACCAAGGGUACCCUCGCCUUGGAAACGCUCACGGUUGGCCACACCACCGUCCAAAACGUCGCAAUCGGGUGCGGGCAUAUGAACCGGGGCAUGUUCGUCGGGGCGGCCGGGUUGUUGGGUUUGGGCGGGGGAUCCAUGUCCCUCGUGGGCCAGCUUGGCGGGCAGACGGGUCAGGCUUUUAGCUACUGUUUAGUCAGCCGGGGCACGGCCUCCUACGGGUCGCUCGAAUUCGGGCGCUCCGUAAUGCCCGUGGGGGCCGCGUGGGUUCCACUGCUCCAAAACCUCCGCGCCCCGAGUUUUUACUACAUCGGGCUCUCGGGCCUUGGAGUCGGGGGAACCCGGGUGCCCGUAUCCGAAGACACCUUCAAGCUCUCCGAGUCGGGCGAUGGCGGGGUGGUCAUGGACACGGGCACCGCCGUCACAAGGCUGCCCGCAGCCGCCUACGUGGCAUUUCGGGACGCCUUCUUGGCGGAGACGGCGAACCUGCCUCGGGCCGGCGAGGUAUCCAUAUUCGAUACUUGUUAUGACUUAAACGGGUUCGUGACGGUUCGGGUCCCGACUGUUUCGUUCUUCUUGUCGGGCGGGCCGAUCCUGACCCUGCCGGCCCGGAACUUUCUAAUUCCGGUGGACGAAAGGGGCACAUUCUGCUUCGCAUUCGCGCCGUCGCCUUCGGAUCUUUCUAUAAUAGGAAAUAUUCAGCAAGAAGGCAUCCAAAUCUCUUUUAAUGCGGCGAAUGGAUAUGUCGGGUUCGGGCCCAACGUUUGCUGAGGACCCGAAUAGAAUUUUGGGUGUCUAAAUUGUAAAAUACUUUAUUGUUUCUUUAUUUAAAUUUUGUUCAUUAGCUAGUAUAGAGUGAUUAUAUAUAAUUACUUUCAUGAGAUGGGAAAAGGUUUGAUUUUCUGCUCGUGGAGGAGUGAGAUAUGUAAUAAAAGAUUAUUAUGUUUGGUGAUCA